Molecule: messenger RNA, 2744 nt
Organism: Stylophora pistillata
Lineage: Eukaryota; Metazoa; Cnidaria; Anthozoa; Scleractinia; Pocilloporidae
Biological process (GO): plasma membrane phospholipid scrambling
Cellular component (GO): plasma membrane
Molecular function (GO): phospholipid scramblase activity
Source: RefSeq, a predicted model, not a curated record
ACUCAUUAAAAUGCACAUUAAAAAAGAUUCCAAGCGGAGAAGCGUCGUUUGGAAGGAGGCCGCAGAUCCAAAAUUUUCCGGUAGCUCCUUUGUUCGUGUGACACAUUGCUGGGUGCCGUGGGUUCGUGAUCGUGAACCUUUGCUCGAGAAGAGCGCGUGAGAAAGCGUAGAAUCGGAUUGCACAAAAUAUGGCGGGCACCACAACCGUGAUUCAUCAACCAGGACUUAGCUACCAGAAAGAGUACUCCGGCUCGGUUCAGUACAUCGGAGGUUAUGACGAGGGAGAAGAUGGGGACGUUUUUUCUCCGCAUAAUCAAGGAGCCAAUAAUGGGUCACAAGUUCCGAUGGGCUUGGAGGUGUUUGAAAAUGUCAGCAAGUUAGUAGCUCAUCAAAAUGUGGCCGACAAUGAAGCCUGGUGGGGUCGUUUGGACUUUGAUGUCAGUGAUGGGGCUGGAAAUCAGCUGUUUGAUGUUAAAGAAAUCAAGACACUCAAUCCAUGGCUUCAAGCACUCCUCGGUGAUUCCAGGCCUUACUACAUGAAAAUCAUCAACAGUGUCACAGGCAGUUGGAUUAUGGAACUUGAGCAUCCAUUUAGCUGCAACAGUCCUGCUUUCUGCCCUUGGGUGGCCCCUUCCAUGACUGUGCGUAUGCCUACUGGCGAGGUUCUAGGACACAUAAAGCAUGCGCCCAGAGAAACUCUUGGUAGCUUUUUGGGACCUUCAUAUUAUUUCCAAGUUUACAACUAUGAAGGAAAUCUCAGCUACAAGAUUCAAGGACCUAAUUGUUAUCCCUUUGAGUGCAAAAGGGAUAAUGUUGCUGUUUUUAAGAUACUGAAAGAGAGUGAAAAAGUAGGAUCAGAAAGUCAACAAAUUGGAGAGAUCACGCACAACUGGCGAGGUUGUUGUGGAGGUAUCUGUAGCUGCUGUAUCACUGGAGAAAGAGACUUUGCCAGCAUCUCAUUCCCGUCAAGUUCCUCAGCAGAAGAUAAAGCCCUGUUUCUUGGAUUGCUCUUUUUAGUGAUGCAUUGUUAUAUGGAAAUACAGUAAACAACACAGUUAAGUCGACAUUACUAGCACGACUUCGCCGUAAAACUGAGUCAUUAAUGGCUUGUAAGAAUUAUUUUGAUAUUAACCUCAAGGAGCUGGUUUCGCUGACGGAACGAAAGCUUUGACGCCUAUUUUAUUUAAUUUUUUUUUCUUUUUUUCGCAGUCGCUAGUUUUAUUCUACUACUCUCGUUUUAAUUUUUCCCUCCAUGAACGGUUUCAGUGGAACCGUGUUCUUCUGACUCCAAGGAUUAUUACCUUUCUUGUUUAUCAAUUCAUUUUUAAUUAUAUUAGUAUUCCAUCUUCCCUUUUGAGAAUUUUUCGCUAUUUGAUUCUUUUACAGUGUCACUACUAAAACACAGCUAACCAAUCGCAUUAUCGGGAACAUAUAAAUGAUUUCAACUAAACUCAGUUAAGCCAAUCAGUGCUCAAGACCAAAUAAGAAAAAAGAAAAAGAAAGCAGAUGCAAUUUAUCAUCGCUUGUUUCUUGUAAUGGGAUUGGCCAGUUUUGUAUGGGUGACUUGGGAUACAGAGUUCAGCCUGUAAAUCUGCUUUUCCUGAGGUAAAUUUAUGUACGUUGUACAUAACCAGAGGAGAGUUUUCUGUGUAGAAUUUAAAAUUUCCAUCAGUCACAUGUAGGGAAAAGGGAACUUGCAGCUGAGAUUGUGGAUAUACUCCAUUUUAAGGUGUAAGGCGUAAAUGACGAUUUUUAGAGCUAAAUUUUAAGUUUGAAAGGGUUUUUGUUCAAGGUGUGUAUUUCAGCUGUCAACAAUAUUUGUCCGGAUGUUUGACGAAAUCGCGUGAAUGUCGAGCUUAUUUUCUGCAUAGCCUUACCCCCAUCCAGACCUAAAAGCCAUGUGAAAUUGAAGACAAGAACACUUGGCACUUUUGCGCUCGGCAAAAGAGGUUUACUUAUUCAUGGUAUCGCGUAACUUGCUUGUUUGGCUAUUUUUCAUCCUCAUAUUGGAAGAUAAGUUCUCUUAGCCACUGACAGUGGAUUUUUCUCGUGGUUUCUUCAAACUAUGGUCAAAUGGUGCCAGUUUUUAAUAGUUUACCAACAAUGGUUUUAUAGACCAGCAGGGUUUUUAAUGUACAGGAAGUUAGGAACCUGUAUAUUUCCAUAGAGAUGCUACAUAGUUCAGUUUACAUGAUAUUCUUAAACAUGUAUACGCUAUUUUUGUAUAUUGGACCAGGCCACCCAUUUUGAUGCGACCCUUUUAUCAUCCUUUUUAUAAGCCUUUAAGAGAAUGCAGUUUCACGGGUACAGUAUGUGGGAGGUGGUCCUUUAAAUUAUAAAGGGGGUGUGCCGCUGACCAUGACCCUGUGAGCCGUUUCCCAGUGGACUUGUUCCACUGUAUGUUUGAAAAUUGGACCCUGCUCCAUACAAAAUACAAAAAAGACUAUGCGCCGUUCCAGAAUUUUUAGUUUCCUGUUUCAUUUGUGUAUCCGUUUCGCAAACAUUUUUGAUCGUGAAGAAUCCGGGAUUUUGGGGGAAUUUACCCUUUUGAAACUAAAGUUAGAUAGACUCCUCAUUCAUAGCUACAGCAUGAUUCUGAUUUGCUCAUUUAGGCAAAAAGCAAGCACUGUUGGGUGGCGCACCCCCUACAUAACCCAGAAAUUGGAAUACCCCUUUUAGAAUUUUCCCCCAGCCCCUUCGUCAUCCACUCCCUCACCCCUUCCCCUUUCCAACCCCAAUCUCAU